Molecule: messenger RNA, 3247 nt
Organism: Vitis riparia (riverbank grape)
Lineage: Eukaryota; Viridiplantae; Streptophyta; Magnoliopsida; Vitales; Vitaceae
Product: receptor-like protein kinase 7
Exons: 2
Coding region: 85-3024 (979 amino acids)
Biological process (GO): protein phosphorylation
Molecular function (GO): ATP binding; receptor serine/threonine kinase binding; protein kinase activity
Source: RefSeq, a predicted model, not a curated record
CCCUUCCGUCUCAUUUCCACACUGUGUAUUAUAGUAAAACAUUUAAACACACGUCCUCCCCUUCCUCCUCCUUUGAACGCCGCCAUGUCGGCACGCCACCUUUACCGGUCACCGCCUCUGCUCGUUCUUCUCCUUUUCAUCUUCUCCAUGAUUCUUCCUUCUCAAUCCGACGAGCUCGAAAUACUGCUCAAGUUCAAAUCAGCACUGGAAAAAUCCAACACGAGUGUUUUCGAUACAUGGACACAGGGCAAUUCAGUUCGCAAUUUCACUGGAAUCGUCUGCAAUUCCAAUGGGUUUGUUACAGAGAUAUUGCUUGCUGAGCAACAACUGGAGGGGGUUCUUCCUUUUGAUUCCAUAUGUGAGUUGAAAUCGCUUGAAAAGAUCGAUCUGGGAGCAAAUGUUUUGUAUGGAGGCAUCGGCGAAGGCUUGAAGAAUUGCAGUCAGUUGCAGUACUUGGACUUGGGGGUCAAUUUUUUUACGGGAACGGUGCCGGAGUUGUCAUCUUUGAGUGACCUGAAAUUCUUAAAUUUAAACAGUAGCGGAUUUUCGGGGAGUUUUCCAUGGAAAUCACUGGAGAAUCUCACCAAUCUUGAGUUUUUGAGCCUCGGAGACAAUCAAUUUGAGAGAAGUCCAUUUCCUCUGGAGAUUCUGAAGCUCGAGAAAUUGUAUUGGCUUUAUCUUACAAACAGCAGCUUAGAAGGACAAGUUCCAGAAGGAAUUGGAAAUUUGACACAGCUUCAAAAUCUCGAACUCUCGGAUAAUUACCUGCAUGGGGAAAUUCCGGUGGGAAUCGGAAAACUUUCCAAGCUUUGGCAGCUCGAGCUAUAUGACAACAGGUUUUCUGGAAAGUUCCCGGAAGGAUUCGGAAACCUUACGAACCUUGUGAAUUUCGAUGCUUCGAAUAAUAGUCUGGAAGGUGAUCUCUCGGAGCUGAGAUUCUUGACUAAGCUCGCUUCCCUUCAACUAUUCGAAAAUCAAUUCUCAGGAGAGGUUCCUCAGGAGUUUGGGGAGUUCAAAUACCUUGAAGAAUUCUCGCUGUACACCAACAAUCUCACCGGUCCGCUUCCGCAAAAGCUUGGUUCAUGGGCGGACCUCUCCUUCAUUGAUGUUUCAGAGAAUUUUCUCACCGGCGCUAUACCGCCAGACAUGUGCAAGCAGGGGAAGUUGGGUGCACUCACCGUGCUCAAAAAUAAAUUCACCGGUGAAAUUCCAGCAAACUAUGCAAACUGUUUGCCGUUGAAGCGGUUACGAGUUAGCAACAAUUUUCUUUCGGGCAUGGUGCCUGCCGGAAUAUGGAGUUUGCCCAAUCUCAGUCUAAUUGAUUUUAGUGUGAAUCAUUUCCAUGGCCCGGUGACCUCCGACAUUGGGAAUGCCAAGUCUCUAGCACAAUUGUUCUUGGCUGACAAUGAAUUUUCUGGUGAAUUGCCCGAGGAAAUCUCGAAAGCUUCAUUGUUAGUGGUUAUUGAUCUGAGUUCGAACAAGUUUGCGGGAAAAAUUCCAGCGACAAUCGGAGAAUUGAAAGCAUUAAACAGUCUUAAUCUGCAAGAAAACAAGUUCUCCGGCCCCAUUCCAGAGUCCCUAGGCUCGUGUGUUUCCUUAGACGAUGUCAACCUCUCCGGUAAUUCUCUUUCCGGUGAAAUCCCUGAGAGUCUCGGAACUUUAUCCACUCUAAACUCCUUAAACCUAUCCAACAACCAACUUUCCGGCGAAAUUCCCUCGAGCCUGUCAUCGCUUAGAUUGAGUCUUCUUGAUCUAACAAACAAUAAGUUGAGCGGCCGCGUACCGGAAUCUUUGUCAGCGUAUAACGGGAGCUUCUCCGGAAAUCCUGAUCUGUGCAGUGAGACCAUCACGCAUUUCCGAUCAUGCUCGUCGAAUCCGGGCUUGUCCGGUGAUCUCAGGAGAGUCAUCUCCUGCUUCGUCGCCGUAGCAGCCGCCAUGCUCAUCUCCGCCGCAUGCUUCAUCAUCGUUAAAAUAAGAUCCAAAGAUCACGACCGUCUGAUCAAAUCAGAUUCUUGGGAUCUGAAAUCAUACCGUUCGCUGUCCUUCUCCGAAUCAGAAAUCAUCAACUCAAUCAAACAAGACAACCUCAUCGGCAAAGGCGCAUCCGGAAACGUGUACAAGGUUGUCCUCGGGAACGGCACCGAGCUCGCCGUGAAACACAUGUGGAAAUCAGACUCCGGAGACAGGAGAGCAUGCCGGAGCACGACGGCGAUGUUGGGGAAACGUAAUAGACGGCCUUCAGAGUACGAGGCGGAGGUGGCGACGCUGAGCUCGGUGAGGCACAUGAACGUGGUGAAACUGUACUGUAGCAUCACGAGCGACGACUCGGAUCUGCUGGUUUACGAGUACCUGAGGAACGGGAGCUUGUGGGACCGGUUGCACACGUGUCAGAAGAUGGAGAUGGAUUGGGACGUGAGAUACGACAUUGCGGUGGGGGCCGGCAGAGGAUUAGAGUAUCUGCACCAUGGAUGUGAUCGGACGGUCAUACAUCGCGAUGUCAAGUCUAGUAAUAUUCUAUUGGACGUUGAUCUGAAGCCUAGGAUUGCUGAUUUUGGGCUGGCGAAGAUGCUGCACGGAGCUGCAGGUGGGGACACGACGCAUGUGAUUGCUGGCACCUAUGGGUACAUAGCUCCCGAGUAUGCAUACACAUGCAAGGUAACGGAGAAGAGCGAUGUGUACAGCUUUGGGGUGGUGUUAAUGGAGUUGGUGACAGGCAAAAGACCAAUCGAACCAGAAUUCGGGGAGAAUAAGGACAUAGUGUAUUGGGUAUACAACAACAUGAAGAGUAGAGAAGAUGCAGUUGGUCUGGUGGACUCCACCAUCUCAGAGGCCUUCAAGGAAGAUGCCGUCAAGGUGUUGCAAAUUUCAAUUCAUUGCACCGCAAAGAUUCCGGUAUUGAGGCCUUCCAUGAGAAUGGUGGUUCAAAUGUUGGAAGACUUUAAGCCUUGUAAGCUUACAAACAUUGUAGUUAGCAAGGGUGGUGAAGGUGGUGCUCCAAAUGAGAGUUUAGGUCCCAUCCCUUGAAUUCAAAAGUAUGUCUUUUCUUGUAUAUGUUUGGCAAUGGAGGUAAAGGAGACAAAUGUCCAAACAUUUGACAAGAUUUUGUACUAAAACCAUGUCACACAAAGAAUGAAAGAUGUACAUAAUAAGAAGUUGAAGGGAUGAAGGUCGUAUGUCUUGUAGUUUAAUUGUAUUACUCGUCAUCCCUGAUUGGAAUGUAAAAAGAUAAAUAAUAGAGUUUUUGAUA